This is a messenger RNA of Dipodomys spectabilis (banner-tailed kangaroo rat), 2220 nucleotides long. It is a transcript of the gene Znf276, whose product is annotated as zinc finger protein 276. The transcript has 11 exons. The record is from RefSeq and is a predicted model, not a curated record. Gene Ontology annotation, cellular component: nucleus; kinetochore; chromosome. Bases 25 to 1845 code for a protein of 606 amino acids. Gene Ontology annotation, biological process: regulation of transcription by RNA polymerase II. NCBI's taxonomy places the organism in Eukaryota, Metazoa, Chordata, Mammalia, Rodentia, Heteromyidae. Gene Ontology annotation, molecular function: chromatin insulator sequence binding; zinc ion binding.
CGCGCUCGAGCGGCGGCCGCCUCCAUGAAGCGGGACCGGCUGGGCCGCUUCCUGUCGCCGGGGGCGGGCCGGCCGCGCGGGGGCCCGGGCGGCGGCCGCGCCCGCGGGCGCCCCUCCCGCAGCGGCGGGCCGAGCGCGGACCGGGCGGCCGCGGCGGCGGCGGCGCGGGCCUGCGGGGACUCGGGCGAGGACGGCGCGGACGAGGCAGGAGCAAGCCGGGCUGUUACCAUGGGGCACUGUCGCCUCUGCCAUGGGAAGUUUUCCUCGCGGAGCCUGCGAAGCCUGUCUGGUCGGGCACGGGGGGAGAGUGCAGAGAGACCAUCCUCUGGGGAGCGCCUCUUCAUCAGGGACUUCCAGAGCCUGCUGGGUGUGGCUGUGCACCGCGACCCAGCCCUGCCCCAGUUUGUCUGCAAGAACUGCUACUCUCAGUUCUACCAGUGCCACAGCCUCCUCAGGUCCUUCCUACAGAGAGUCAACGCCUUCCCGACUGGCCCGCGGAACCCUUGUUCCAAGACUGGUGCUCAGCCCCCCACAGUGGCGGAGGAGGGUGCUUGUCUGGUUGACCUGAUCACUUCGAGCCCCAGCUGCCUACACGGCUUGGUGGGGUGGGUGCACGGACACGCGACUACCUGCAGGGCCCUACCCAGCCUCCGGGGGACGCUGAGCUCGGAGUACUAUGGCAUCAUCCAGGCAGUGUGGGGCUGUGGCCAGGGCCAUGACUACACCAUGGACAUGGAUGCAAGCCGCAGAGCCCCCUUGCUGGACAGAGCGCUGGCAGUCAAGUGGGUGAGGGACAAGGAGACCACACCACGGCGAGCCCAGGACUUGGGGUCUAACCCCACUGGGGCUGCCUCUCAGCUCUACCAAGGCAGAGGAACCACAGCUGGGGCUGAGACCAAAAUGCUGCCCACCCUGGAUAAGGCCCCACCACCUUCAGAGGACAACUCUUUGGGACCUGGGCCAGGGCCCCAGUCUCAGCCAAGCCUGGUCCCCAGUGAGGCUCCAGGGCAACUGGGUGAGAAGCAGGUUCCCUCUCCAACCUCGGAUGAUCGGGUAAAAGACGAGUUCAGUGACCUUUCUGAGGGAGACUUCCUGAGUGAAGAUGAAAACGACAAGAAGCAAAAUACACAGUCCUCGGAUGAGUCCUUUGAGCCUUACCCAGAAAAGAAAGUCUCUGGUAAGAAGCAAGAAAGCAAAGAAGCCAAGAAGGCUGAAGAGCCAAAAAUUCGAAGGAAGCCUGGGCCUAAGCCUGGAUGGAAGCAGCAGCUGCGCUGUGAGAGGGAGGAACUGCCCACUAUCUACAAGUGUCCUUACCAGGGCUGCACGGCUGUCUACCGUGGAGCUGAUGGCAUGAAGAAGCACAUUAAGGAGCACCAUGAGGAGGUUCGGGAGCGGCCCUGCCCCCAUCCUGGCUGCAACAAGGUGUUCAUGAUUGAUCGCUACCUGCAACGCCACGUGAAGCUCAUCCAUACAGAGGUGCGCAACUAUAUCUGUGACGAGUGUGGACAGACCUUCAAGCAGAGGAAGCACCUCCUUGUCCACCAGAUGCGCCACUCAGGAGCCAAACCACUGCAGUGUGAGGUCUGUGGUUUCCAGUGCAGGCAGCGGGCAUCCCUCAAGUACCACAUGACCAAACACAAGGCGGAGGCUGAGCUCGAUUUUGCCUGUGACCAGUGCGGCCGGCGGUUUGAGAAAGCCCACAACCUCAACGUACACAUGUCCAUGGUGCACCCUCUGACACAGACCCAGGACAAGGCCCUGCCUCUGGAAGCAGAGCCCCUACCUGGGCCCCCAAGCUGCUCUGGGACCACGAAGAACCAGGACGUGAAGCCAGAGCCAACCUGAGGAUUGCAGACAGACGAUGUUGAGCAGCUUGACCUCAGUGGACAUUGAUGUGAGGUUCAAAGACACCUUAAUUUUCCUUGUACCUCUGGCACCGUUCCAGCACUGUGGAGCCCUACGCUGCACCCACCACACCUGUGCAGCUGUGUACAAGGGCCAGGGGGCACUUCUUCCUCGCAGUGCAAGCAGCUCAGUGUAUUCCAUAUGGCCUUUUAUCUUCUGCUUUGGGACCAGCAAACACUGAGCUCCCCAGGGCCAGACACAGAUCAUGAAUAAUUGUUAACUUUUCCUAACUAGAGCAACUAAGGAGAUUUGUAAUCCACUUUCUAGUGAAAUCAGAGCUCCAUGUUAUGCUUGCAAUAAAUUAUUUACAAAGGA